AUGUCAAAAUUUGUCAAAGAAAUUGAAGAAGCACCCAAAACAAAAAUCAUCGAACGCUAUCCUCCUGGAGUCCGCGCUCUUAAAGAAAUACGAAAAUAUCAGCAUUCAACUGACCUCCUUAUAAGCAAACCUGGAUUUGCCAGACUAGUUAAAAGUAUCUCUUAUAAUGUAACCAAAGACGACUCAAUUAAAUGGAGUAAACUUGGAAUCGAAGCUUUACAACAUACCGCUGAAGACUUCUUAGUUGGCCUUUUUGAAGAUUCAAAUCUCUGUGCCCUACACGCAAAAAGGGUUACUUUAUUAGUCAAAGACAUGCAACUCGCGAGAAGAAUCCGUGGGAGAUUUGAAAAAAUUGUUAAUAGAACUUAA
Molecule: messenger RNA, 369 nt
Organism: Blepharisma stoltei
Lineage: Eukaryota; Ciliophora; Heterotrichea; Heterotrichida; Blepharismidae
Source: the annotation of a GenBank genome assembly